This is a messenger RNA of Penicillium cataractarum, 1488 nucleotides long. RefSeq names its product MFS transporter. Gene Ontology annotation, biological process: transmembrane transport. The transcript has 2 exons. Gene Ontology annotation, molecular function: transmembrane transporter activity. Lineage: Eukaryota; Fungi; Ascomycota; Eurotiomycetes; Eurotiales; Aspergillaceae. The coding region runs from base 1 to 1488 and encodes 495 amino acids. The record is from RefSeq and is a predicted model, not a curated record.
AUGUGGCGCUUCUGGUCUCGGUCUCGCGAUGCUGGCGAGAAGCAGGCUUCCGGCGAGAAAAGUGGAGCUUCGCUUGACCCUGAGUACAUGGUCAAAUGGGAUGUCAAUGAUCCGUUGAAUCCUCAAAAUUGGCCUGUUCCCUUCAAGUGGUGGGUGACGUUUCAGCUGGGUAUGCUUGCUUUGGCUGGGAGUCUUGGUUCAAGUAUCAUCACGCCUGCCGAUAAUAUCAUCGCCGAGUAUGUUGGUGUGAGUAGCGAGGUAGCGGUGUUAGAUGUCUCGUUAUACCUCGUUGGAUUCAUCUUUGGCCCUAUCAUCUGGGCGCCAGUUUCCGAGAUCUGGGGUCGCAGAGUGAGCAUUCUCCCCCCAGUCUUCUGCCAGGCUAUUCUUGCCAUAGGUACAGCACGAAGCACAACUGCAGCUUCUGUAUAUUGUACCCGCUUCUUCACUGGUUUCUUCGGCUCUGCCCCUAUCAGUAAUGUCAUCGCCGCACUCGGUGACAUCUGGAGCAGAGAGACACGAGGUGUAGCCGUCAGUUUGUACGCAGUUGCCGUGAAUGGUGGUCCGGCAAUAGGACCCAUCAUUGGCGCUGCGAUUAUUCUGAACCCUCGUCUUGACUGGCGUUGGUGCAGUUACAUCUUGGCUAUCUGGGUAUUUGUCACGUUCAUCAUGGCCUACUUCUUUCUACCGGAGAUGUAUCCACCGGUGCUGUUGAAGAGGAAGGCACAAUCUCUUCGAAAGGAGAGGAAUGAUUCACGAUACUUUCAUCCACAUGAGCAUAUUCAACUGGAUGUCCACUCCAUCGUGACAAAACAGCUCUCUCGGCCAAUGAAGAUGCUUUUCACUGAGCCUAUCGUAUCAUGCAUCGCGAUAUAUGCUUCUUUUGUCUACGGCGUGAUGUAUCUUACGUUGGAAGUGUUUCCUAUCGUUUUCCAGGAAAUUCGCGGGUGGACCCCUCUUAUUGGGUCUCUGCCCUUCCUAGCACUAUUGAUCGGCGUCAUUUCCUCAGUCGGCCUCAACAUCUGGAACCAAUACCGCUAUAACCGAAUCGCCAAAGCCGCCAACGGCCAGGCUGUCCCCGAAGCUCGCUUGCCGCCCAUGGCCUUUGGCGCAGUAUUCUUCGUUAUCGGUGCAUUUUGGUUCGCUUGGACGGCUGAACCUCCUCACCACUGGAUUCUACCUUGUCUUGCAGCAUUGUUUAUCGGCGUUGGUUUCAACUGCAUUUUCCAACAGUGUUUGAACUUCCUUGUUGAUGUUUACGGAAUCUAUGCUGCUAGUUCUACGGCUGCAGUUACUUUCCUUCGAAGCAUUAUGGCGGCCGGUCUGCCUUUGGCAGCUAAGCCUAUGAUCGGUGCUUUGGGCGUUGGUCCGGGUGUUUCGAUCAUCGGCGCUGUCGCUGUUGUGUUGCUGCCGAUUCCGUUUUUGUUUAUGAAAUAUGGGCCGAGGAUACGGAGAUUGUCGAAACUUGUGCCCGGGAAAGUCAAUGGGUAA